Messenger RNA from Heterocephalus glaber (naked mole-rat), 1002 nucleotides. Its product is annotated as PRAME family member 20-like. The record is from RefSeq and is a predicted model, not a curated record. Lineage: Eukaryota; Metazoa; Chordata; Mammalia; Rodentia; Bathyergidae. Gene Ontology annotation, cellular component: cytoplasm.
AUGAGCACCCAGACCCCACUCACACUACUGAAACUGGCAAUUCAGAGCUUGCUGAAGGACAAGGACUUGACCAUGGGGGCUGUGGAAGUUUUGCCAGGGGAGCUCUUUCCCCCAGUGUUCAUGGAGGCCUUCACCAGGGGACACACUGAGGCCCUGAAAGCCAUGGUGCUGUCUUGGCCCUUUCCCUACCUGCCCCUAGGAGCACUGAUGAACAGGAGGGAUCCACAGACUUCAGACACUGAGGUGGAUGUUAGGGAGGUGGAGAAAAGGAUGUUACAAGCUGCACUGGAUGGGACUGAUGUGCUGCUGAGCCAGAAAAUGUGCUCCAGGAGGUUAAAAUUGCAAGUGUCAGAUAUGUGGGACAAGCACAACUUUUGGAGAGUCUGGGCUGGAAACAAGUUGGAAGCCUGCUCCUCCUCAGAAGCCAUGAAGAGGAGAGACACAGAGAAGAGUGGGCCAAGGGCAGCAGAAAAGCAGCCCCUCAAGGUGAUUGUAGACCUGGGGCUCAGUCACGAAUGUCUGUAUCUAUUCCAAUCCUACCUCCUCAAGUGGGUCCAGCAGAGGAAAGGUCUGGUGCAGUUGGAUUGUCCGAAGCUGUGCAUUAAAGCAGCAGACAUUCAAAGUAUCAUAGAGAUCACAGAAAUCCUGAACCUUGAUUCUGUGCGGGUGGCAGAACUGGGUGACUGCUGGACAUUAUCCACCCUGGCUCUUUUGGCCCCUUAUCUGGUUGAGAUGAAAAAUCUUCAGGCACUAAUCAUUUCUGACAUCUCCGUGCCUGAGUUCCUUUCCUCAACGGAGUUAGAGCAAUUGCUCACCCAAAUCACCUCUCAAUUUUAUGACCAGCUCUGUGCCUUUCUGCCUACCUCGAGCCGAUGCUCCCAGCUCAUUUCCUUCAGCUACCUGAGGAACUCCAUGUCCAUAGCCAACCUGGAGAGCCUGCUGUGUCACACUGCAAGGCUGAGGAACUUAUGCCUGAAUGUCUGCUGGCUGAGACUGGACUAG